Messenger RNA from Alternaria atra, 1038 nucleotides. RefSeq lists its product as uncharacterized. The coding region runs from base 1 to 1038 and encodes 345 amino acids. The transcript has 4 exons. Lineage: Eukaryota; Fungi; Ascomycota; Dothideomycetes; Pleosporales; Pleosporaceae. The record is from RefSeq and is a predicted model, not a curated record.
AUGCUCUUGAAUCCCCUCGCCGCACUGGCGUUCGUCGCCCCGACCCAUGCUCUCAUCCGAUUCGGAUGCUCGCAGCUCGUCGUGGACCGUCUUGACCCUUUGGUCGAGCCCGGAAAUGCGCCAUCGGCUCAUCUCCACCAGAUCAUCGGAGGAAACUCUUUUGUUCCUAACAUGAGCCCGGAUGUUCACGAUCCACCAACAAUGUCUACAUGCACCACCUGCCAGCCCGCAGACGACUUCUCUAACUAUUGGACGGCUUCACUCUACUUUCGUGCAAGAAACGGUACCUACAAGCGCGUCAGUCAGAAAGGCAAUGCAGGGUUUGAAGGUCAGAAUGGUGGCAUGAACCAACUUGCCGAUUAUCAACAGAAGGCGAAAGUCAAGGCUUUCCAGCCGGGUUUCCGCAUGCUAAUCGGUUCACCAACCGCAACCACAAAGGCAGAAGCGGAUAGAUACCCGCAACUCACGUAUACCUGUCUACAAGACCCAAGCACUCGCUUUCCGGAGACCAAGGCUUUCCCCAAGAAACCUUGCCCAGCAGGCAUCAUGGUAAACUUGAGAUUUCCAACAUGUUGGAAUGGUAAAGACCUCGAUUCGCCAGACCACAUGGCUCACAUGGCCUAUCCAGUAUCGGGUACUUUUGAAAGCCAAGGCCCCUGCCCAGCCUCUCACCCCGUUCGCAUGCCCCAGCUCAUGUAUGAGGUCAUCUACGAGACCGCGCCGUUCAAUGACCCUUCACUCUGGCCGGAAGAUGGUAGCCAGCCCUUUGUCUACUCUUUCGAUGACCAUACUGGGUAUGGUAACCACGGCGACUACAUUUUCGGCUGGAAGGACGGUUCGCUGCAGAAGAUCAUGGACGAGGAAUGCUACGUUAGCUGCUCGUCUAUGAAAACACAAAGCAUGGAGAAGAUGAACAGCUGUAGCGUGCCACGUAAGGUGAUCGAGGACAUCGGUGAUCAAGACUGGAUCCUCACGCUUCCGGGGCAUUCAAAUGCUACGUGGACUGUUGCUUCGACUGCUAAGGCAUUUCGCGCGUAG